ACUUUUCUCUGUCGGUUUCGUCACUUCGACAUGCUUUGUUGACAUUUUUCAAUGUCAGAAUUGUCAAAUGUCUGAUCAGUGGAUGGACAACCGGCUGAGUUGUUCCGAGACUGGUUGCGAUAAUACUUUCACUUUACUAUUCUAUUAAGAAUUUUCAGGGCCGCGGUUCUCGUAACGUAGUAUGCCAGUCUUGGCGUGGUAUUUAUUUAAUAUCUGACGAAACAAGUGCGUUCCAUUAGAGCCACGUACACAAAUAGAAUUAUUUUACGUAAACAGCGAGCCUUUUCUCGCUUGUGAAGCAUGUGUACAUAAUUUUCACUCAAAUUAAAAUAAGCAACCGAGUGAAAAUGGGUAUGGAGAAAUAUAACAAUAUGGAUGGCAAGCCAUCAGAAUACCUGUAUCCUCCCGAGAUACUCAAGCGUCUGGAUUUCGACAAAAGCCCGGCGAAGUUUAAGCCUAAGAUCAGCGCGGCGAAUCCCGGGGAGGACUGGAUGGCCGUAAGGCCACUACAGCGCUCUGAUUAUGAUAAAGGAUUCUUGCAGCUGCUUGGGCAGCUGACCAGUGUGGGCAAUGUCACGCGAAAGCAGUUUGAAGAUCGUUUCACAAAAAUGAAGCAGUCUGGCGGUUACUACGUCACAGUCAUCGAGGACACCCGUAUAUCUAAACUGAUUGGAGCAGCCACACUCACUAUUGAACAGAAGUUCAUACAUAACUGCUCUGUGAGGGGACGACUUGAAGAUGUUGUUGUCAACGACACUUACAGAGGCAAGCAGUUGGGAAAAUUGAUCGUAGUAACAGUAUCGCUGUUAGCUCAGGAGCUUGGUUGCUACAAGAUGUCUUUGGACUGCAAAGACAAACUGAUCAAGUUCUAUGAGACUCUUGGAUACAAGAUGGAACCCGGAAACUCUAACGCUAUGAACAUGCGGUUCGAGGAGCCAUCUUGACAAUUAGCCGCUGGGACAUCCGACCUGCGCUCUAAACUGUAAGUACGUCAAGGGGCCGAGCAGACAUCACGGCACAUCCAUACAGCACCCAUCUAACAUCUGUUUACAAAGAAAUGACGUCACUAAUAUAAUCAAGAUGAUUUGUGUUCUGUGUGUGUUUCUUGCACUAUUAAAGUUUGUUGUACCAAGGUUGUGAAUUGGUUGUCAUUUACCUUCUGCAAGUUUUGUAUUGAGAGGUUUUAUUAUCUUUGAAUACCUGCAUAAUAAUAUUGAUUAAUACCUCUAUAAUCUCAGAUAUGCACAUGUAAAUUAUUAACCCUCAUUGCGUAAUCACUUAACGCACUCCUUAUCACAUUAGUUACGUAUUUGGUUAUCGUAAAAACAGGAAAUUAAAAUGAGUGUGUACGCCAAUGGAUGACCUUGAGAUUGUCGUUUGGGUGAAACAAUUUGAAUGCCUAUUCUAAAGUUAAACAAAGAAUUUAAAUUCAAACCGAUUACAGUGGCCCAUAUGACAUUAAUGACAGCUCAUCAACCAAUCAGAAACGUUGUGUGAACUAGAAUUCGAAUAAAGAUUGAUUUUUUUUUCUAUUUAUAUUUUGUUGUUAUUAAAAGCACUGUUCUUUAGCUAUUUGCUUUUUUGUGUUGAAUCUUGUGGUUUCUGCUUGGUCGUUCGCGUAUUUACAGUUUGCAGGGUCAAUUCUUCUAUCCAUCAAAGGUUGAGGUCACUAUAAAUGUCAAAGUGACAUGUGACAUUUACAUUUGAUGGGGUGACCAAUUGAUUAUGGAUAUCCUAGCACAUAAUUAUAUUAAAGUAAUAUCAAGGCGCCCAUAAAUGAAUAUUUGUUGCUACUAAGGGUCAAUUUAUACUAGUGCAGAGUCGAAGUGUCUUUUCAAAACUGAACUUAAGAAAUUCAACCUUAAACUCCACAGCGUAACGCACAAAUUACUUCUGGCGCUUACCAAUCCGUGUAGUUCACGCGCAGCCGUGCAAAUACCGGAGAAUGACCGCGACUUUUUAAAAUCUCAGAAGUAAUGUGUGCGUUACGCUGAGGAGUUAAGGUUGAAUUUGUUAUGUUCAAUUUUGGAAAGACGCUUCGACUGCUGUAGUAUAAAUUGCCCCUUAGAUUUUGCUUCUUAUGUAUGUAGAGUAACGCUAAUAUACUAAUAUUUGUUAUAUGUUGCCAAUUUUAGUUUGUAACGCUAGAUUUAUGCUUAAAAACUGUCAGUGCCGCCAUUUUUUACAAAGGAGGAUACUGACUGAAUUUUUUAUUACAUAUUAUUAUACAAUUUUUUUAUAAGCUUCGGAAAUAUGUACUUAAAAUAUGAAGUAAGUAUAUAAGAGAUUAUAUUUGUAACUAACAUGUAUUGUGUUAAAAUUGCAUCAUUAAAUUUUUUUUUU
Spodoptera litura is the source of this 2343-nucleotide messenger RNA. It is a transcript of the gene Gnpnat, whose product is annotated as glucosamine 6-phosphate N-acetyltransferase. Gene Ontology annotation, molecular function: glucosamine 6-phosphate N-acetyltransferase activity. Lineage: Eukaryota; Metazoa; Arthropoda; Insecta; Lepidoptera; Noctuidae. The record is from RefSeq and is a predicted model, not a curated record.